Molecule: messenger RNA, 1615 nt
Organism: Pimephales promelas (fathead minnow)
Lineage: Eukaryota; Metazoa; Chordata; Actinopteri; Cypriniformes; Leuciscidae
Gene: pdik1l
Product: PDLIM1 interacting kinase 1 like
Biological process (GO): protein phosphorylation; negative regulation of G2/MI transition of meiotic cell cycle
Cellular component (GO): cytoplasm; nucleus
Molecular function (GO): protein kinase activity; ATP binding
Source: RefSeq, a predicted model, not a curated record
ACAUUGAGCGCGAGUGCGCUCACGGGCACGCGCUCACGGACAUACACAAAAAAGAGAAAGGGAGAGAGAGUCGAGGAGUGUGUGCGGCGGUCAAGCGCUUAUAAUGGCUGCCAGGAAAAGCAGAGCUGAGGAAAAUCAGUUACAUUGGGAAUAAGGUCGUGCACAGGUGAGGAAGAGGAGGAUGGUGAGCAGUCAAGCCAAGUACGAGCUGAUCCAGGAGGUGGGCAGGGGCAGUUACGGUGUGGUAUACGAGGCAGCUGUACGGCAGACCGGCGCUCGUGUGGCUGUGAAGAAGAUUCGCUGUCACUCCCCGGAGAACGUCGAGCUGGCCUUGAGGGAAUUCUGGGCCCUGAGCAGCAUCCAGAGCCAGCAUCCCAACGUCAUCCACCUGGAGGAAUGCGUUCUCCAGAGAGACGGCCUCGCCCAGAGAAUGAGUCACGGCUCCAGCUCCUCGCUCUAUCUGGAGUUGGUGGAGACCUCCUUGAAAGGUGAGAUCACGUUCGACCCCCGAUGCGCCUACUACCUGUGGUUCGUCAUGGACUUCUGCGACGGUGGAGACAUGAACGCCUAUCUACUGUCCCGCAAACCCAGCCGCAAGACCAACACCAGCUUCAUGCUGCAACUGGGCAGCGCUCUGGCCUUCCUGCAUCGCAACCAGAUCAUCCACCGAGACCUCAAACCGGACAACAUCCUCAUCUCGCAGGGCCGCACGCCGGCCGGAUCCCCCGAACCCACCCUGAAGGUGGCCGACUUUGGCCUCAGCAAGGUCUGCUCCUGUUCGGGCCUGAACCCCGAGGAACCGGCCAGCGUCAACAAGUGUUUCUUGUCCACCGCUUGUGGAACGGACUUCUACAUGGCCCCUGAGGUCUGGGAGGGCCACUACACCGCGAAGGCUGACAUUUUUGCUUUGGGAGUGAUCAUAUGGGCCAUGGUGGAGCGGAUAACGUUUGUGGACGUAGAGACUCAGAAGGAGCUUUUAGGGAGCUACGUCCAGCAGGGGGAGGACAUCGUUCCCCUCGGGGAGGCUCUGCUGGAGAACCCCAAGAUGGAGCUCUUGAUCCCGGCCCGGAAGAAAAGCAUGAACGCUGGCAUGAAGCAGCUGAUUCGGGAGAUGCUGUCGGCCAAUCCGCAGGAGCGACCCGACGCGGUUGAACUGGAGCUCAGGCUGGUUCGGAUCGCAUGCAGGGAGCUCGAUUGGGAUACGUGAAAGGAAAGCGUCUCGGACGUGGGGUAAACAUGCUCUGAGCUUGGUGAACGUAAACACAUGUUGUUUGGCCCUGUCCCAAAUGGCACGCUGGGUGUUGUGGUCUACGCUCUGAAGUGUCCAGGGUGAUACUCUAGGGUUUCCCAGUUGUCAAUUCAGAUUGUUGGUCCCAGAUGUUGGUUAGCUCACAAUGUUGUAGACGAUUACCUGACAUUAUCCAUGCUGCACAGAAAUAUCGGGCAGGGUGAGAGUGCCGUUUGGGACAGGAUUGAGUCUUUAGGGGGCGAUUGCACUGCUGGGCCUCCAGUACAACAUUCAUUGAUGGAAAAACAGCCUUUACAAUGUUCAAUACUUAUUACUGACUCAUGUUCACAAGCACAUUGGGACUUAGUCUUGAUGGGUUUCAUUAAU